AUGUCGGACCAUAUUGUUCUGCCUAUAAGCGAAGAGCAUGUUGAACCGAUUACAAAUCGAAAGAACGAAAUAGUUAGUCACGUAGAGUCAAUUUUGCCUCCGGCGAAGAUCGAGAAGAUUACUCAUCGUUUCAAUGAGAAGCUUGCGCAUCUGCAGCAGUUGAUACGUGACUGCAACCUUCUGAAUGCAGAACUUCGAGAAAUGAGCCCGCUAGAGCAAGUAUUUUUGGGUGUUGGUGAUGUGAUAAGGAAUGAAAACAUUUCCGUUGAGUAUCCUCGAUCUGCAAGCGCAGAAAUUACUGCAAAGUCGACUUGUUUAGAAGCGGAAGUAGCGGGUGCGGCUCCAAUUAAUACCACUCAGCCGAAUCCUCCAUCGGGUGCCUGUGAAGAGCCAAAAGCAAUUUCUGGUAAUAUUAUUCGCACUGUAAGUGAGACAGAAUUUGAAGAGAUUCCCAGGUAUAUGCGUGGUCGUAUGACCCGUGCUGAACUGAAUGAGAUUGUUGUAAAACUCGAUGAGUUCUUAAUGCAGAAGCGCCGUUUAUUGAACGCUCCUUUUAAAAAGCUAUCUAUAAAAGAUAAGGAUCAAGUCGGCAAGUGGAAAGAACAGGAAACCCCUGCUACUGCUAACAAACUAUUCUGCCAAGAAGCUGACGUUAAGCCUGAACUAACAGAUCGUGGGCGAGUCCUAUUCCGUUCGGUUAUUCCUUGUUUGCGUCAUGUUCGCCGUAUUAGGGAACCCAUUAUGUCAAAGGCUUUCUCAUUACUCUUGUUCAGUCUCAGCUGUUCUUUAGGAAUUAUGACCGACGAAAAAUACGAGAUUAAACGAAUUUUAGCUGAGAGGAAAGCAGAUGGAAAACAGGACAAGAUGGAGUAUCUAGUGGAUUGGGAACCAACGUGGGUUUUCGAUUCGGACAUGGAUGCAGGCUUACUGGACGACUUUCACUACUCUGUCGUCGUGCUAGGUCCAAUUCACACUCCUGAGAAUAUUCAAAAGAAGUCCAUAAAAGACAUGGAUAUAGUUAUCCAAAGAGAAAGCAAGCGCGACAACGAGAAAGAUGGAGUUAUUCUUGAACUGAUGCCCUAUGAACAGGUAAAGAAACUGUACCCGGACGAGCUCUUCGCGUACAUAGAAACCACCUUCAGUUUACCUGAGGACAUGUGUCAACCAUAUGAAAAGGAGGAUAAUAAGAAAAAGCCCAAGAAAAAGAGCACCAACAAUGUUAAAAAGAAGUCAGCUAAGUAA
Messenger RNA from Necator americanus (New World hookworm), 1242 nucleotides. RefSeq lists its product as uncharacterized. The transcript is spliced from 10 exons. The record is from RefSeq and is a predicted model, not a curated record. Gene Ontology annotation, molecular function: microtubule binding. Gene Ontology annotation, biological process: cell division; regulation of microtubule polymerization or depolymerization; chromosome segregation. The coding region runs from base 1 to 1242 and encodes 413 amino acids. NCBI's taxonomy places the organism in Eukaryota, Metazoa, Nematoda, Chromadorea, Rhabditida, Ancylostomatidae. Gene Ontology annotation, cellular component: mitotic spindle; outer kinetochore; spindle microtubule.